Messenger RNA from Chionomys nivalis (European snow vole), 2926 nucleotides. Its product is annotated as protocadherin-3-like. Gene Ontology annotation, biological process: homophilic cell-cell adhesion. The transcript has a single exon. The record is from RefSeq and is a predicted model, not a curated record. Gene Ontology annotation, cellular component: plasma membrane. Gene Ontology annotation, molecular function: calcium ion binding. The coding region runs from base 142 to 2529 and encodes 795 amino acids. Lineage: Eukaryota; Metazoa; Chordata; Mammalia; Rodentia; Cricetidae.
GAAGGUAAUAAGAAAGGUGUCUGGGAGAAUUUGGGAUGAAGGCGUCUUUUUAAUCAGAUAUAGUUCAAUAUUUUUACGAACCCCCAUUAGUGGAUUGUAAUCGACUUGAAGAAGCAGCACCCUCUGGACUACAACUGAACAAUGGAGACAGCUCUAGCAAAAACAGCAGAGAAAAGGCAAGUCGUUUUUCUUACUAUAUUGUUGCUCUUGUGGGAGGCUCGUUCUGAGGCAAUUAGAUACUCCAUGCCAGAAGAAAUGGAGACUGGCUACCUGGUGGCUAAUUUGGAAAGAGAUUUGGGGCUGAAGGUGGGGGAACUGGCCACCAGAGGGGCACAAAUCCAUUACAAAGGUAACAAAGAGCUCUUGCAGCUGGAUGCAGAGACAGGGAAUUUGUUCUUGAAGGAAAAACUAGACCGCGAGGAGCUGUGCGGGGCGACAGAACCCUGUGUGCUGCACUUCCAGCUCAUACAGGAAAACCCUGUGCAGUUCUUCCAAACUGACCUGCAGCUCACAGACAUAAACGACCAUUCUCCAGAGUUCCCGCACAGGGAAAUGCUCCUAAAGAUCCCGGAGAAUGUCCAGCCAGGGACUGUGUUUCCUUUGAAGGCAGCUCAGGACCCUGACAUAGGGAGCAAUGCUGUUCAGAACUACACAGUCAGCGCCAACCUCCACUUCCAUGUCGUUACUCACAGUCGUGCUGAUGGCAGGAAAUACCCGGAGCUGGUGCUGGACAGAGCCCUGGACAGGGAGGAGCAGCCUGAGCUCACUUUAACCCUCACUGCUGUGGAUGGUGGGUCUCCACCCAGGUCUGGGACCACCACAGUUCGCAUUGAAGUCGUGGACAUCAAUGAUAACGCUCCCCAGUUUGUACAGUCGCUCUAUGAGGUUCAGGUCCCUGAGAACAGCCCCCUUGGUGCCUUAGUUGUGGCAGUUUCUGCCAGGGAUUUAGACAUGGGACCUCAUGGGAGUGUCGCCUACUCUCUGUUUCAAGGUAGUGGAGCUUCUCUACCAUUUGUUAUAGACGACAUCACAGGAGAAAUUCGUCUGAGUGAAGAGUUGGAUUUCGAGGUUACUAGCCAGUAUAACAUAGAAAUCGCAGCUACCGAUGGAGGAGGCCUUUCGGGGAAAUGCACUGUGGCUGUGCAGGUGUUGGAUGUGAAUGACAACGCCCCUGAGCUGACUAUCAGAAAGCUCACAACCCCUAUCCCAGAAAACUCCCCGGAGACUGUAGUUGCUGUUUUCAGUGUUUCUGAUGCAGAUUCCGGAGACAAUGGAAGGAUGGUGUGUUCUAUUCAGAACGAUCUCCCAUUUCUCUUAAAACCCACAUUCGAGAACUAUUACACUUUAGUGACAGAGGGGCCACUGGACAGAGAGAGCAGAGCUGAGUACAACAUCACCAUCACAGUCAGCGACAUGGGCACACCCAGGCUCUCAACCCAGCACACUGUAACAGUGCAGGUAUCUGAUGUCAACGACAACGCCCCCGCUUUCAAUCAAAGCUCCUACACCCUGUUUGUUGAAGAGAACAACAGCCCCGCCCUGCACAUAGGCACCAUCAGCGCCACAGACUCAGACUCGGGCUCCAAUGCCCACAUCACCUACUCGCUGCUGCCCACCCACGACCCGCAGCUGGAUCUCGCCUCGCUCAUCUCCAUCAAUGCAGACAAUGGACAGCUGUUUGCGCUCAGGGCGCUGGACUAUGAGACCCUGCAAACUUUCCAGUUCCGCGUUGGGGCCACAGACCAAGGCUCGCCUGCUCUCAGUAGCCAGGCGCUGGUGCGCGUGCUGGUGCUGGACGCCAAUGACAAUGUGCCCUUCGUGCUCUACCCGCUGCAGAACGCCUCUGCGCCCUUCACAGAGUUGCUGCCCAGGGCAGCGGAGUCAGGAUACCUCGUCACCAAGGUGGUGGCAGUGGACCGCGACUCUGGCCAGAAUGCCUGGCUGUCCUUCCAGCUGCUCAAGGCCACGGAGCCAGGGCUGUUCAGCGUGUGGGCUCACAAUGGCGAGGUGCGCACCUCCAGGCUGCUGAGUGAGCGCGAUGCGCCCAAGCACAUGCUGCUGCUACUGGUCAAGGACAAUGGCGAUCCUCCGCGGUCUGCCAGUGUCACUCUGCAUGUGCUGCUGGUGGAUGGCUUCUCUCAGCCCUACCUUCCUCUGCCUGAGGUGUCCGGCGACCCUGCGCAUAAUAAGGACUUCCUCACACUCUAUUUGGUCAUUGCCUUGGCAUCUGUGUCUUCGCUCUUUCUCUUGUCUGUGCUGCUUUUUGUGGGUGUGAGACUGUGCAGGAGGGCCAGGGCAGGCUCUCUGGGUGCAUGCUCUGUGCCUGAGGGACACUUUCCUGGUCACCUGAUGGAUGUCAGUGGUUCGGGAACCUUGUCCCAGAGCUACCAGUAUGAGGUGUGUCUGAAAGGAGGUACAGGAACAAAUGAGUUUAAAUUUCUUAAACCAUUGUUUCCUAACCUUCAGAGCCAGGCGGCUGCUGAAGAAAGAGAAAAUGCUGUUGUGCGCAAUAGUUUUGAAUUCUAUUAGCGCGAUUAUUUUGAAGUGAUGUUCCCCUCGUUUAUCAUAACUAAUCCUGAUGUAGAGUACAGAGAGACAUCUCCUUGAGAUAUAGGUUUAAUUUAUCCUUUCAUUUGGAUUUGUCUGUUCAAGUUUCAUCCUAUAAGAGAAAGUUUAAUUCUACUUCAUUGUGUUUGUUUAUAUUUCUGUGCCCUACCAAUGCAUGCUAAGUUCCUCUUUCACUCUAUUUUUGCUCUUUUUUAGAACUAGUACUUGCCGCAACAAAUUAGAACUUCUUUGUUAGUGGAGCCUUAUUUUGUUUGGUUAUUUGACAUAGGGUCUUGCUUUGUAACCCUUGCUGAUCUGGAAUGACUUUGUACAGAUUGAUGGAAAGUUCGUGGUGAUCAGCCUGCUUCUGUUGCCCUAA